Tricharina praecox is the source of this 2758-nucleotide messenger RNA. RefSeq lists its product as uncharacterized. The transcript has a single exon. The record is from RefSeq and is a predicted model, not a curated record. Bases 154 to 2433 code for a protein of 759 amino acids. NCBI's taxonomy places the organism in Eukaryota, Fungi, Ascomycota, Pezizomycetes, Pezizales, Pyronemataceae.
UGCAGAGAUUCAACCUUUAAACUCACCGCCUCUCUGCGCCACUACCCCACCACUACCUUAGCACCAACACGUCACCCCUCGCCCCCCAUCCUCGAUACGGCACAACAACCUCUCUCUAUUGCUGUACCUCCAAGAAAAAGAAGUUGAUUCGAGAUGCCUGGUCACUCCGAGGAGAGUGGCAUGGGCGACAGCGGCUACGAGAUCCUCACGGACUCAACAAUACUCACGGACGAAGAAGACGAAGCUUCCUCUGUAGCUUCCAUCGAUGACGACGACUUGCUUGGAAGUGGCGACUCCGGCUCGAUGGUGGACAGUAUAGCUUCGCUUUUUGACCGUCCAGAAGAGGAAGAAGAAGGCCACGACCCGGAUCCGAUUCCUACGUUCGGCGGACUCGACGACCAACACCUCAACGGCAGUGCCAUCACGGCAAGGAACAGGAGCGGCAGCUGUACGCCGGAUGAGGAGAUCGUUUUCGACGAGCCCGUGGAUUUCGAGGGUGACUACAUUGCGGUCUCGCAGAGGCUCACGAGCUUCAGUGAGCUAGAGACGGUGGAGAUAUGGAAACGAUUGGGGAAGGACAACACCCCGGCACCGCCGCUCUACUCCACCAUCCGCCAAUGCAUGAGCAGGGAGCUCCUCGAGGCAGACGAGCCUUUCCGUGUUCUAUAUAUCGGCUCGCUGGCGGCCAAGGAAGAAAUUCAACACAAGCUGGCGGCUGCCCUGGCUGCUGCCAUCUCGGAGUCCGCAAGCUCGUCGGGAUCGUGGGACGGAGUCAAGUCCCCGCGGUUCAACAUCGUGCCCAUUACGUCUUUCGGCUCGAGGAGCAAUACGCCGGAGGUGGAGCUUGUCAACAGCACCGGCUUGGAUAUGACCUUCGAUGUGUGCUCUAUCGCCAAGGCCACGAAGAAUCAGGGCCAGCCUGACACUCUGUCGUUGUGGCUGAACGGAAACCAGAACAUCACGUCGGUCUAUGGUGGGAAUGGCGCUCAGCUGGAGAGUGCAGGAUGGAAGCUGCCUCACCUGGCUGUCAUCUACUGCUCGGACGACGACAAUACCCAGCGUCGGAUGACGAGACUUCACGCGCGGAUGUUCAUGGCCAGACACGCAGUAGCCACGCUGUUGAUCACCCAGAACCCGCCGUUCCACAAUGCGACGGAGAAUUUCUCGCUGGAUCCUCGAAGCAUCCAUCUGUGCAUUCAAUCGGAUGCGCCGGGAGAAGGCGGCGAUGACGAUGUCAAGCGAUCGAUCAUCCACAAGACGCUGCCGAUCGACCUCUCAACGUUCCUCAACCUUAACCUUCGCCAGCUGAACCGAAGCCUGGGAUGCAUCACCGGACUGUCUUUCACCAACCACAACCAGCAGGACGUAGGUUCUCAGAUGCUGCGGAGACGGUCAUCAAGGGGAGCUGAAUCAGCGACCACGAGUGUGUUGUUGCGGGAUGUGGAGAAGGCACCGCAGGACUCGGAGAGGUUCGGCGGCCGAGGUCACGGGAGCUUGCAGUGGAUUCGAAAGAUGGGCACUCAUGAGCUGUGGAAGAUGAUGCUCGUGGGCUGGAUGGUCUUCUGCGGUAUUGCCGGAGGGAUUUUUGGGGUCGCGUACAUGAAGGUGGCCGACUACACUACGGACGAGGUUUCCGUGCUGCCGGCAACACCGACCAUGAUUUCCGUUACCACUUCGACCAUCGCACUUCAGCACACUUCUACGACUUCAGCUGUCUCGUUGGCUCGUGCACCUGUUACCGUGUCUUCGGCAGCCACCGUGAUAAGCGUGUCCGUUGCUCCGACCGUUGACUUCAGGAGCCAGUCCCUGAUGGCUUUCAACUCCUCCGACCGGUUCCAAAUCGACAUGAUGGGCCACAACCACAUCGUCGUCCGACCGCCGCAGAAGUAUCUCUUGCUGCGCCGACCACCGCCACUCUUCGUGCGAGUGACCCGCAAUUCGGACAACAUCGACGCCUCGCUCUCGCAGCUCACCGACGGCUCAUACACGCUCAACAUUGACGAAGACGAUGCGUGGGGCGUGCUCAAGGUGUCGCUGUGGACCAAGUCCAAGCCGAUCGUCAAGGAGGAUCUCGAGGUUGACUUCGGCACGCCAUGGAUGAAGAUGUCGCGGUGGGUGAAGGCCGUGGAGGAGCGACGGGCUGAGCUGCAGCUGCUCCUUGACCAGGCCGCCAUCGAGGCAAAGGAGAUCGCUACCGACUUCUCGCAGACGGCCGGCCACCAGGCCGCCGAAAUGGGCUCUGUCGUGCUGGCUAAGGCCAGGGAGUACUCCGACGACGUCUCCACCGGACUGGUGAAGCUCUACCAGGGCGCGAGGGCUUUGGCCACCAGGCUCGAGGCCGCCUCGUCCGAACACAGCGAAGUGUACGUGCGGAAAGCACAGGGCCAAGCGAAGGCUAUCUGGACACGCCGCAGGAAUGCCAAUGAAUUGUAGGCGGGCUUGAAAGGUUUUUUUCCUCUCUCUUCUAUCCAUCCAUCCAUCCAUCCACGUGUGUGUGGCAUAUACAUCUCGUAUUUUCUUUCUUUUAUUGUUUGCUUGCUACUUACCCAUUGGGGAUCCCUACAUACUCAAUGUGUGUUCUCUCUCUCGGCUGACAAGUCCGUGUACGUGUUGUGCGCACGUUUGGUGAUGCGGGUGGUGGUGGCUGCUGCUGCUGCUGUUCCUGCACAGUCUCAUCAUCACCAUCAUCAUCAUCCGCCCUGCCGGGAGUGAGCCUGGCCUGGUUCCUUUCUUUUUUUUUGCCCCCCUUUUCCGGUUU